Molecule: messenger RNA, 2266 nt
Organism: Sorghum bicolor (sorghum)
Lineage: Eukaryota; Viridiplantae; Streptophyta; Magnoliopsida; Poales; Poaceae
Product: scarecrow-like protein 1
Exons: 4
Coding region: 374-2083 (569 amino acids)
Biological process (GO): regulation of DNA-templated transcription
Cellular component (GO): nucleus
Molecular function (GO): sequence-specific DNA binding; DNA-binding transcription factor activity
Source: RefSeq, a predicted model, not a curated record
CGCGGCACAGCCGACGACCGCGCAUGACAUACGUAUACGAGGACUUUCGCCGCCACUCCCUACCAGCCCAACCCUUCUUUUCUUCCCCCUCCCCCGGCCUCCUCCUGCACUGCAGCUGCUCCCCCACUUCCCGUUCCGCCCCUCCGCGUCGCUGCUCCCGCUCCGUUUCCCACCCCGCCGGUCGCCGAUCCGGCUCACGCCCGCCCCGUUGAUUCGCCCCUGUACUUGCGGGUACAAUCUCUCUGUCCGUAGUAGAAGGUUUUGUCAACCAAUUCAAUCAGAGGAACCCACAUGUUAACCUGAAUUUAUCUGAGAUUCUGAAGCAGUUAAGGCUGACAACAAGUUUAGCCUAAAAGGUUGAAAGAGAGAAGUUAUGUCUUUUGCUAGGCGUCUGGACCCAUCAGCUUACACGGAUAAUCUAUACAUUCACAAAUUUGCCACACCAAGCUCAACUUUUGCUGCUCGAAGAUUCUCCUCUGAUACACAGUUGUUCCGUUAUGACCCAGAACCAUACAAUGAGUAUGGGCAUAUGGGUUUCACUGGAGCACCAUCCGCUGCAUUUCAAAACUCCCUUUGUAGUCAACAGGCCUCACUAAAACCAUACCAUGUAACUAAUGAUGGACGAUCUCCAAGUGUUGCAGAUACUCAGUCUAACUCAUGCUCUGAUGCAGCAAAAGAUUCACCAGUGGUUUCCAAUGUCUCUCAGCAGAACUCCCAGUCUGUAUCAGAUAGUCAGAGUUCUGAAAUCGAAGUAGAGUUCGAUGAAGAUGACAUUAGGCUGAAGCUUCAGGAGCUGGAGCAUGCUUUACUUGACGAUGGUGAUGAUAUCUUGUUUGACAUUUCCCAGGCAGGUAGCAUUAAUGAUGAAUGGGCUGACCCCAUGAAGAAUGUAUUGCUUCCAAAUUCACCAAAAGAAUCAGAGUCAAGCAUCAGUUGUGCUGUUAGCAACAGUGGAGCUCCAAGGACUCCAAAGCAAUUGCUCUUUGACUGUGCUACUGCAUUGUCUGAAUACAACACAGAUGAAGCACAGGCGAUCAUAACAGAACUCCGACAGAUGGUCUCCAUUCAAGGGGACCCUUCUCAAAGGAUUGCAGCAUACCUUGUAGAGGGCCUUGCUGCAAGAAUAGUAGCUUCAGGGAACGGCAUCUACAAGGCUUUGACAUGCAAGGAUCCUCCAACUCUGUAUCAACUUUCAGCAAUGCAAAUCCUCUUUGAAAUAUGUCCAUGCUUCCGUUUGGGCUUCAUGGCUGCUAACUAUGCUAUAGUUGAAGCCUGCAAAGGAGAAGAAAGACUUCACAUUAUCGACUUUGACAUCAAUCAAGGCAGCCAGUACAUUACAUUGAUACAAUUUCUGAAAAACAAUGCAAACAAGCCACGCCAUUUGAGGAUAACUGGAGUUGAUGAUCCCGAGACAGUUCAGAGGCCCAUUGGAGGUCUGAGGGUCAUUGGGCAACGCCUAGAGAAGCUUGCAGAGGACUGUGGGGUAUCUUUCGAAUUCAGGGCAGUGGGUGCUAACAUUGGGGAUGUUACACCUGCAAUGCUUGAUUGCCGUCCUGGUGAAGCACUUGUUGUCAAUUUUGCAUUCCAGUUGCACCAUCUUCCUGACGAGAGUGUUUCAAUUAUGAAUGAAAGGGACCAGCUCCUCCGUAUGGUGAAGGGACUCCAUCCAAAGCUAGUGACCCUGGUUGAGCAAGAUGCCAAUACUAAUACUGCACCGUUUCUGCCAAGGUUCCGUGAAGUCUAUGAUUACUACUCUGCGCUUUUUGAUUCUUUAGAUGCAACACUUCCAAGGGAGAGCCCGGAUAGAAUGAAUGUGGAGAGGCAAUGUCUUGCACGAGAAAUUGUUAACAUCUUGGCUUGUGAAGGUCCUGAUCGUGUGGAGAGGUACGAAGUUGCUGGGAAAUGGAGAGCAAGAAUGACAAUGGCCGGUUUCAUACCAUGCGCAUUUAACAGCAAUGUCAUCAGUGGAAUAAAGUCGACACUGAAAUCAUAUUGUGAUAGGUACAAGUUCCACGAGGAUCAUGGCGGGCUUCACUUCGGUUGGGGGGAGAAGACUCUCAUUGUCUCCUCUGCAUGGCAGUAGAGAAUUAGAGCUCACUUAUGGAGUUACAUUAGUAUUGUUGUAUUUUAGGAGCUUCUGGUGCAGACUGUAAAAAGAUGUGACCGCUGGGCCGUUAACUGAGCCUUACCUAAUCGUAGAUGUAUGCUUGUCAGAAUAAUUGAGUUUGGCUAAUUACACGCAGCAUCUUGUCGAGUGAUGAAUCUA